Ornithodoros turicata is the source of this 7817-nucleotide messenger RNA. Its product is annotated as TGF-beta-activated kinase 1 and MAP3K7-binding protein 3-like. The coding region runs from base 90 to 1262 and encodes 390 amino acids. Lineage: Eukaryota; Metazoa; Arthropoda; Arachnida; Ixodida; Argasidae. The record is from RefSeq and is a predicted model, not a curated record. The transcript is spliced from 8 exons.
AUGACCGUGACUUACGUCACCGUACAACCGUAGUAGUGAAUAUGGUGUAAAAGAUGAGAUUGUAUGCUUGACAUCAGCUUCUGCUUGAAAUGGCUGUCUGUUCAUUGUCACCUCAUCAUAUGGACCUGUACAGUGACAUGAGAGGGCUUUUUCCUGAGCUACCAGACGACAUCAUAAAGUCCUACGUCCAGUUGUUUCCCCGCAAUCGUGAAGAGUGUAUCAGCCAGCUUACACGAGCCAGCCACGAACAGCUCUACAGCCACCAUGACUCUGAGGAAGUUGUGCCCGGUCGCGAGCUUCAUCUUCCAAGCACCAUCAACAGCAGCGUACUGGAGCCUCUCCCACCGCCGUUUACUGUGGAUGAGGCCGAUCUCCCUCCUCCUUACCCGGGAGUGUUGUCGCCCGUCACGGACGUUAUGCCUCAGUCCACGACUGUCUCCGCUACAGUUCCCGCUUUUGUGAACUCUCCUUCCUCGCACCAUCAAGUGUCCACCUUGUAUAUUCCGCCACGUGCAGACACGUUGGGCCGCCACUCACCGCAGCAGCUGCAGGAGGUGUCGACGUGCAACGUGCAGUUAGCCAGAGGGAACGUCAACCAGAGAUCACCGUCGCCGCUUCCUCAAUACCAGUCACAGGUCAGCAUCGAUGUUUCCCCUGGUGUAGCAGGACAUAACUAUCAUAGACGAUCGAGUCUCUCCCCGAGUGUUGUCUCCCUCAAUCCCGCAGCAAAGAUGGACGAUAUGGUGCAAGCGCUGCUCGCUGUCCAGCGGCACAGGUACGAGCUACUCCAACGGGUGUAUGGCCAGCAACUGGAACGACUGCACAAACUUAGAGGGGAGGUGGAAGCCAAGGAGGCAGCCCUCAUGCAGAAGAAUCUUCAUGGUGUCAGCAAUAGUCAGAUAGAGGAGUUGAGAGAGCUGAGGAGGGAGAACAGAAAUUUAGACGUGGAGUGUCAUUGUCUGCUGAGUGAAGUGGACAUGUACAACAGAGGGGAAAUUCCGCUUGGUGUCACAGAUGAAGAUUUUUAUAAUCGAAUCAAUCCUGGCCAGACUGGACCAAUAGCACCCCCACCUCCGGUGCAGCUACCCCAGCCCAGGCCUCAACGACCCACGAUGACGUCAACAAGACCAGGAGGGGGUCUCCUGUCUGAAGACGAAGAGAAUGAAGAUGGUAACCGGUGGAAGUGUUCCAAGUGCACAUUCCUCAAUCACCCCGCCCUGGAUAAGUGUGAAGUCUGUGAACUCCCUAACACUGCAGCAUGACAUUUGUGGGGCACUUCAGCGCAUCGCUCUAGAAGAAAGCGGAGUUCCAGAGGAGGUCUGUGUUGGAACUAUGACCUUUGGGUUUCUCUAGAACCUCUUUUCUUUUACCUUAUGCAUUUCUCAAAGUAUUAAUGCAGGAGCAUGUGGCGUGCCGACGUACAAGCCACAGACUUUCUGAUAGGACUGACUGGGCAUCGACAUGAAGUGGCCAGGGACACGUUAGAAUACAACGAAGGGACACAUUGGAUGCGUGAUUUUUGCAUACUAUGAAUUGUAUUAGCUCUAUACUGAAUCACCCGUGAUUCUCUAUUAUUUAUAAGUGCACCGUACCACACUGCAGAAUAGGCAGUUUCCUAUGUGUACAUGCAACAUUGUUGAGUUCUACGCGUCUAGACUGACGGGCACAAUGUUUUUUUUUUUGUUGUUGUUGGUUUUGUUGCUGAGCAGGUUUGCUCCAGUUUAUCUCAUUGAAUUGCUGUUAUCGCAACAGGAGACUUUAUAGUAAUUUUUUGUUUCCCGUGUUAGAAAUGGAACCAAAGUUGUAGCUGCCCACUCGAAAAAAACUUCUCUUACAGUGUCUCUCUGUGUCGCAAAUGUGCCUUAACUGCAGGACUCUGGAUGUCUGCAAGAUAAUGUAACUGUAGAAUGCCUGGGAUUGUGACACUUUUUGAUACAUGUCGUUCAUCAUGUCAUGCACAUGUUGUACUGCACGGCACACUAUUGAGGAAAAAAUAAUUUUCUACAUGCCGUACUUUGCAAGAUAUGGUCACACGUGCGCGUCUGACUUCAGAAUAGUGUGAGCUACGACCAUUCCCAUUGAUUGGCGAAAGUAUGUGGCCUCCCUCUCAUGAUGCCUCACCGCCACGUACGCCAGCGGCGGUGUCGGAGCCAGUUUAGUUUCAGUAUUCGCGUGGCUGACCUUGUACGCGUCUAAUUACCCGUUUUGCCUCAAAACUUGUAAUGCAGGCUCACGUUGAAGCAAAUAUAGUUGUGUGUAUUUCACAUUCAUUUGGGACCAAGUGCCGCAACCACAACUCUCUUUACAGCUGUGUGUUAGCAGACCAUGAAUAUGUUUACUUUUAUGUUUUAUUGAAUACAGCGAAACCCGCGUAUAACGAUAUUGACGGUAAUCGCGAACUCCAUCGUUAUACGGGAUACAUCGUUAAACGAGGGAUCACGUAAAUAGCGCGUCCUCGAAGAGUCGCGCGUCACCCCGCGUGUAGCAAAAGAAAAAGAAACAGAUGCUUAAAGGGACUGUCGCAUCCGGAACCGUGGUUACGAAUCCAAUACCAACGUGUUCGGUACACUACCACCGAGCUAUUUGCCAAAUUUUCUCCUUCCAAAACGGACCGGGCGAUGAGGAAUCGAAUUUAAAAGAUCCGGUUUUGUUUUGAUCCUCGAAAGCGCCAGCGCCAACAACAUCGCGUGACGCAAGGUGGAAUCUGGCUAAUCCGCUUUGAAGGACGCUGUCGUCUGCCGCCAAGUCUGGGACUGCUUUGUUUAUUUCCGGCACAUCGCCCGUAUUCACAUGUGACACUUUCUAGUAACGCGGAUACUAUCUCUACGCUUGCAUCCUUCGCGUGAGAUGUCGUUUCGAAACCGACGCAGCGUUCCUGACUCCAGGAAAACUUCCUUCGAAAACCUCGAUGAUUUCGCACGCCAAGGAUACAGCUACAGCCAGACCCCAGACGAAGCGAAAGUUGGAAGCAGCUACAUCACUAGCGGGUAUCCAGAUGAAGCAAGGAGUAUUCAUGCUGUCCGUGUAUGCUCCUCGCAUUUCACCGAUAAUGUGUACCUGGAUGAGAACAUCGUGCAAGUGCAACUUGGAUUGACACAAAAAAGGAACGAAUUGAAACUUGACGCCGUUCCGACAGUGUUCCACGAACAAAGCGAGCCAGCAACUUCGACAGUAAGUCACAAUGUCUAUGUAGUUUCCCAAUCGGAUCUGUCACUCUUGCGCGUGAGUAACUUAGCAGCAAAAGACUAAAUCGGUACAACGUAAGGUAUCCCCUAACCUAUGAAUAAUAACUAGAUAAGUAAAAUACAAUAAACAAGUAAAAGAACAUGAUGUCAUUCAUAUGAACGUGUUGGCUUUUCUCGUUGUCGGACGCGUUAUCAUGAAACUUUCCCUGUUACGGAACCUGUGACUUUUGUGGAAUGUGGUAGACAUGAUCGGUUUUCAUGUGUAUUACAGCUGCAGGCAGCUCGACAGGGUCAAGCGCAAGUGGUACGUAUAUUACUUAAAUAAUAUUAUGUGUUUACAAUUUUUGGACACAGAACAAUUCGCAAACUAUGAACCCCGAAGGAAGAACUGACGCUGUUUGUGUGCUGGUGUUAGAAACAUGCACUAUAUACAAACAGUACCUCUGUCCGUAACAUAAGCGCCAUAAACCACUUCCCAGUUUCCUUUUAUCUCUCUGUUUGUGAACUGUUUGUGUGCUGUAGGGCGACGGUUUUUGCUGUUGUCGUAGCCAACUUGAGAUGCACUUUUGACGUUCUGUGUUAUAGAAGGACCAGGUGCUGCUGAUCCAAGUCCCAUCCAUCCAUGAAACGGCAUCAAACAAUGUACGUGUGUGCACGGCAAUUUUGCUGAGAGACCUGGUUUUUACACUAAUGCCUUUACGAUGCCUCUGACAAAUUAGGAUCUUCCAGAACAGUGCUUUCUUCAUCCAAGUUCAAGAAGUAAAGAGAAUGACUUCAUGGCUUCUACUGACAUCUCACAGCUACAUGCCAAGACAAAAUAACUUGAAAACAGGAAAUGAAAAGAAAAAAAAAGGUCCGUUUCAGGUCCACCCAAAUCUUUGUGCAGUGGCUGACAACAACGUUAUUGUGAGAUGAUGAAUGAUGCUGAUGCGGCGUUGAGACUAAGCCCUUGUUUCCUUUUUUGCAAUGCUAUACAUUACUGCUGGUUAAAUGUAAAAUGAUGCACCUACCUCCAGACAUUAAAGGGGCUACCAGAGAUGUAGUGUCAAUUCAACAGAAAAGCUGCAUCUUCUACGAGGCACUGUCACGUAAGCAGUGGCCAAAUUUGCUAUCCUGUGAGCUUUGAUAGGAUAUGCCGUAGAUAGUAAGAGGCCUCUUACUGUAAAAGGGAGGUGCAUUAUUCGAGUAGUGGGGUCUGAGGCAUGAGGGUCAUUUCAAAAUGUACUAACCCUUCCAAAAUUUUACACUUAGCUGUGCCCAGAGAUCGAUCCAGAUCCCCCCCCCCCCCCCCCCCAACACCCUGAGUUUUUUUCCUGUGUACCACUGUUAUAAUGAAACCGUCCAAUUUACUGUCCAACCGUCCCGUUUUCAUUGCAAUUGAAGUACUUACGAAACUGUUUAUUUUAUUUUUUAUUUUUGUGACUCCCCGCUUCAGAUCCCAAGGGACAUUGCCAGUGUGGUGCACGCUGAUAACUGUCUGUGCAUAGCAAAUAAUAAAUAUCUGUGUGUGAAGAGUUGGAUGUGGACUUGUGCGAUGGCUCUUGAAUGGACAACACUCAGUCAACACAAAGAUUUAUUCACAUUUGCGUAACUUAUUGCCUGUCAUUAUAAUAAUAAUUAUUAUAAUACAUAGACAAGAGGUAAUGCUCUGCCAAGGAUCUCUGAAGUUAGUCUUGAAAGCUGUUUUCAAAACAGUGGUGCUAAAAAAAUUGGAUCAAUGGCAGGUAUCAAAAUUUGUUUUGCUGUAUCAAGGCAGAACAAUCUUCUGUGGGAAUGACAAAUUGUGGACAUUCCCAGACAGAUGUAUCACUUACAAUGAUAAUGAGGUGUAAGUGUACCAUUAGUGAGUUAUGAAACGUUACCUGAAAUUAUUUGACAUGUUAUAUCCCUCACAUGCUAUAAUACUGCCAAUGAUAAGAAGUAUUACACUACCAUUAAAAGUAUAACUGUCACUUAUUGCUCCUGCCUAUUCCCCUGCACUUCUCGGGAUUACUGUGGUAACACGGAUUCUGUUUCACACUUCUCAAUUGGAAACUACGCAAGUCUAUUAUCGUGUAGGUGUGAACAGGAAAUGAGGCACACAAAAGAUGAUAGUCCUGAUAGGACCGGGAUGGAAAAACGUUGGCGAAUCAUGCGGACGACACACCCAGGUAUCUGUCGUCUCUUUCUCGGUCCAAGGAAUCUCCAAACUCAGCUUGUAAACACACAAUAAGCAGUGAAAAUGACGUAGCUGUAAAAAGAAAGGACACUUUCCUAAACACGUAGCACAGUAAUUUCCUGAUAAUCAUUCUAAUUCUAACCCGGCCCUUGAGUUGCACAGUUGGUUAGAGCCUUCGUAACUUUCAUGGGGCAUUCGUCGUGUGUGCAAACGUCCACGACAACUACGAAAAUAAGGAUUGCUCAACGUGCCUAUCUAUCGUGGGUACAGUAGGCGAAGACUGUGAUCCUCGCUGCAAUACUGCGGUGGAUACACCAACAGAAGUUCUGGCCGAAGACAGAGAGCUGAGAACAAAGUGUGAUGCGUGCUUACACUCUACUUCGCCAUCAUUACACAACUCUGCCACUUCACCAGCACUGCAGCAUAUAGGUACUCAUCCGGUUCCUGGGGAGCACAGACGUCGCACAAACACUUGGAUUGUUUCCUGCGUCGUAGUGAAUGUCACGGGAUUAAGUGUUGAGCACUCCGAUCAUGAACGUACCUAAAGCAGUGGUCCUGAGGCUCCAUGAUAAGGCAAGCCUGAGCGAUGGGCAAGACACGUAAACAAACACAAACACGAAGGCACUUGAGCCUUCGUGUUUGUGUUUGUUUACGUGUCUUGCCCAUCGCUCAGGCUUGCCUUAUCAUGGAAUUUAUCCACCAGCUAGCCUGCAUUUACGCCAUUCUGUCCUGAGGCUCGUUCUGUUGCGCUAACGCAGCUACGGCACGUAUAUCACCAGUUACUUGCAGAAGAAGCGGAUCCGUCGAAUAUGGGCCGUCAUUAAACAUGUAUAUUCGUCACGGGAUCUAUUACUAAAGGCAUUUGAACAGCACGAUGCACCACUUCCGCGUUCCGAGUCCGCCCUCUCCGUAUGUGCCUUCGCCUUUGUCUCCCUGACCGAGCUGCAAGCAGCGGGGACUCCUCUGGCUCGCCGCGUUCUUAUUGGUCAGAUUCAAUGUGACGUUGCUAAAGAUUCUCAGCAGGGAGUUCCGCUUGACGCCCGCUUCCGUCGUCUGCUGUUGCGCCGCUUACACACGAAUUAUGCGAAAAGUAUUCCGUUGAUCGGGAUGGGACUUUCGGAGUCAUGGUCAGUGAAGGAUGGGGAAUCUCAUGUCACUGUGGUUUCGGAAUCGAUCUGUGGUCGAUGCGACUGUCCCUUUAAAAAGACGCGAAGCUAUGUGACGUCGCACUGGCUUGGGAAAGCAGCGAUCAGAACUCGUGGCGGGAAGCAGGGAACAUAGCAGGACAACUUCUGGCAACACUACACGUCACCAUUACGCAAGUCGGCUUCACCUAACGCCUGUGUGCUUUAGGUGAAGCUCGCUUUCGAACACUGUCGCGCAGCUCGCGGGUGGAAAGCCUGUGCUAGGCCUUUUGAAUCAUCUCGCGAAUUUGAGCAGCAUUGGCCAAAUACGGAGACAAAAAGGCGUUACCACCUACUUUUUUCACUGGCAGUAUUGGAAAAUGAACAGUCGAUGUCUAUUUUCUUUCCUCAAUUUUUAUUUUGGUUUAAUUCUUUUGAUGUGAAUUUCGGACUAUACGAAUUUUUUCCGCUACCCCGUGAUAUUCGUAUCAUCGAGAUUCUACUGUAUCUUAUCGCGGCGAGGUUACGCGCACGGGACAGCGCCCAACAUCGUUAUACGAGUACUUGGAACCGCGGUCUCCAUCGCUAUACGCGGGUCGUUUCCCCAUAGAAACAAUGUAUAUUUUGACGGUAAAAUCAUGAACAAUCGUUUUACGAGGGAUAUCGUUAUACGCGGGUUUUACUGUACUGUUCUGGGACACAACCAGGUGGUGGUUACCGAACGAGGUACGCUAGCCAAAUUGACUGUUAAAAUGGAGAUACACAAAGCCUUAUUUAUGUGAACAGGACACUAUAGUUUUUGGUAGAAUAUUCUGGUCCUGCUUUUCCCUGUUCAGCAGCAGAUGACUUGACAUGUCUACAUAUACAUACUAGCUUUUCUGAAAAAAAAACAUUGAGUGUUUGUAUCUGUGCAAGUGUAGUUAAAAUUAUGUUUACAUGUUCUGUUUGCCUUCAACACUCCAGCAAUGACUUUGUAACACUGAUCAGUGGUUUAUCCGGAAUCCCAAGCACGGAGAGUGUUGGAAAAAAUGGGGGGGGGGGUCAUUAUUAUAGUUACGUCAUUACAGCUUAACAUAUCAUUACCGAUGUGUGUCUAAAGCUGAAAUCGCAAGGGCACACCCUGUAGGGGGUACACAGGUGAAAAAGUUAGGGGGUGUCACUGAACAUUUGUUGGGGGGUGUAGGGGGGGCUUGGGUAAAUCACUGAUCACUGACGAUCCUUGCUUACGUUGUUGUGUACAGUGACUUUAAAAAAGAAAAAACCCUCGCAACAAGGUUUUUAGCAUAUGGUUGUCACAGUAUUUAUGAUGAAUAAAUAAAGCCCUACUUGUAAGUUGGACAUCCCCCAGUU